Rhea pennata is the source of this 1400-nucleotide messenger RNA. RefSeq names its product RNA guanine-7 methyltransferase activating subunit (gene RAMAC). The record is from RefSeq and is a predicted model, not a curated record. Gene Ontology annotation, molecular function: RNA binding. The coding region runs from base 239 to 595 and encodes 118 amino acids. Gene Ontology annotation, cellular component: mRNA capping enzyme complex. Gene Ontology annotation, biological process: RNA 5'-cap (guanine-N7)-methylation. The transcript has 3 exons. Lineage: Eukaryota; Metazoa; Chordata; Aves; Rheiformes; Rheidae.
UGGCCAGGGCUUGUUAAAGCGGGAGCCGCAGAGCUUUUCUCAGCGUUUGCUGUUAGGGCGAAGCUUUUGCUCGUACACAGUACUGGAUGGCAGCAGCCUCUGAAGGACAAAUGCAUACAGGUAGCGAGACAGGGAGACUGUAAGAUCCUCAACACCAGCCCCCUAUGACACGUGUGUUAUGAGAUAACGCAGCAUUGUCUUAGAUGCUAACCUUUCUCUGCAUAAAGUCAUUAGCACAAUGGCUUCUUCAGUUGACGUGCCCGUGAAUUACGAAAAAAUGUUUGCUUAUCGGUUUACGCUAGAUGAUAAGGAAUACCAAGAGUACCUGAAACGCCCUACAGAUCCACCUCCUAUAGUUGAAGAAUGGAGAAAUAGAUCGGGUGGUAACCAGAGAAACAGAGACCGAUUUCAAGAUGGCAGAUAUUUUAGAGGGGACAGAUACAACUGGCAAGGUGACCAUAGAUCUAAUCAGAGGCCAGAAAGAAGUUGGGGUAAUAAUUACCAGCAACACAGACAAGGACAAUCUUACUCUUCCCACUAUGGACAAUAUGGCUACAACUCCUACAACCCAGGGCCUCGUUACCAUCCCUACUGAUGAUACUUGUGGUUUCAAAGUCCAGUAACACUAUAUUAAAAAAAAAAUAGCUGGGCUUUAUUUGUCUUCAGUUUUCUAAAUUUUUACAGAUUUAUAGAUAACUGAAGAAUCGGUGUUGAAGUCCAUUCCUGUCCAUCUGCAGUGCAAAUUGAAAAAGGAAGUACCUUUUAUGAACAAUAAAACCAUACUAAACUGUUUGUUUAGAGACUAUAGAUUUUAGAUUAAAUUUCUAUCUUUAUUUUUCUUUGUCCGAAUGCAUAUUAGUACACUUUUCUGUUACAUUUUGGAAAGCAGGUCAGGGGACUAGUCUGCAGCUUAUAGCACUAGUCUGAAGACAGUCCUUUUUGAAAAUGACAUAUUAUGUCUGUCUUUGGAGAGAAGUUCCAAGUUUGGCUCUUGAUAGCAAGAAAAAACUCGGUUUGAGUUACAGUUGUUUUAAAAGGAGAAGAAAGAUGCUAUUACAGAAAUACUUCAUGCUGUGCUGGCAUUAAUGAAAACUCCAGAGAGGAACUUCUUUGGAUAUUGAUGAGGAUGUAUGGCUUCUCAAUAUUUAAUUCAUUGGAACAAAAGGAAUUGUAGCAGAGGAACAAGAUAUCAUAUACAAAAUAAAUUCCUGUCUGUUGAACAAUCGAUGGUUUCAGUUUAUAUGCAGGCUUAAAGCAUGGUAGCAACUGAAAUAAAUUAAGUGGUUUAAAUAUGUGUCUUCUUACUGUAGUAGUUCAGUGGUACACAAGUUUUAUCUGAGAAGUAGUACCAAACUUGGAUUAAUUUGUAUCACCUUAAAAUAAAUUUGGUAUGUGCAUGA